AUCCAUAGAAAAGAAAUACACCGAUAUGUUCGGGACCGAAAACGGAGACCAGCGAGUUUUGGUCUUGCCGGGCAAUCACUGAUUAAUUGAAAUGAAAUAACUGGCUGAAACCCCUAUUUCCAUCCAUCCAUCCAUCCAUCCAGAUCACAAAACCCUAAACAACACUAGCAGCAGCAGCACAAAAGAAUAGAUGGAUCACGGUGGUGGUAAAGCUGUUGUUGUUACUGAUAAAGAUUUAUUAGCAAAGAGACCAGGUGUCCUCCUUCUUGGUUCCUCCGCCGUCGGCAAACGCACCCUUCUUUCUCGAUUACUAUCUCUAGAUUUUGAAGAUGAUGUUGACUCAUCUUCAGUCAUUCAUUCUUACGGGUGGACAAUCAAUACAAAGUAUUACACAGCUGAUAUAUCCAUGUGGAUGGCUCAUUUAUCUAAGGAAUUUUCGAUCACAGGGAUGCCAAUGUUUGAUCAAGUGGCAGCCUUGGUGAUGGUUUUCGACCUCAAUAAUCUAUCUUCAUUUUCCGAACUUGUGAAAUGGGUUUCACACAAUGAUAUUCGGAAUUUUGACAUAUUGUUAUGCAUUGGAAACAAAGCAGAUCUUGUUCCAGGUCACCCAGCCCAUGUUGAAUACAGAAGACGUCUACUCAAUCUUGAUGAGUCAGCGGAAUCUGGUUUUUCUGAAAUUGAAGGAAGUAGUUUACUGGGAGAUGAAGAAUCAUCAUUGUUGGAGAUUAAGAGGUCUUGUAUGGAAUGGUGCUUGGAGCAUAACAUUGAAUAUAUUGAAGCUUGUGCGUCAAAUCCUCGGUUUGACAAAUGUUUGUCGGUUGAUGGUGAUUCACAGGGUGUUGAGCGACUUCUUGGGGCACUUUCUGCUCAUAUGUGGCCUGGAAUGGUCUUGAAAUCUGGUGAUACUAUAAAACAACCUUCAUUGCCUGAACAAGAAGAUUCGUCAGAUGAAGAACCUGAGUAUGAAUUCGAGUAUGAAAUUUUAUCGGCUGAAUCUGUAGAACCGUGGAAUGAUACAGAUGUGGUAUGGGUUUCUGCAACCAUUGACACCCCAUCAACAAAUAAUACAGCAUCGGUUGGGAUAGAUACACAGCCAUCAACAUCUCAAUCACAGUCACAAGUACAAGAAGAGAUUGAAAUUGAAAGAGAAAGAGCAAUUACUGAACUGCUUGAACCUGAUGAAGUUGACGAGGGUGGUGCACAUUUUGAACUUGAGGAUAUGGAACAGUUGAUGUCUGAGAUUGGAAAUAUGCGUGAUAGCUUAAGGUUGAUGCCUGAUUUUCAGAGAAGGGAAAUGGCUGCAAAUCUGGCCAUGAAAAUGGCUUCAAUGUUUGGAGAUAGUAGUGGUGAUGAAGGAGAAAUAGAGCAAUAGAUGUUGCAAGAGCUGGAAAUGACACCCUUUAAGAGCUUAUAACUUGAAGAUUGGUGAUUUAUCCGUGAUUAUAUACAAGUCUUUAUUUGUUUCUCAUUAUAUCUGAACUCCGAUGAGCAUUAGAGCUACUGAAUAACUUGUAAACGAAGCUGAACUUCCUAAAUUUUGUGCAUCUAUUUCUUGGUAGUGGGCAUCUUGUAUUUGUAUUAAUGGAGAUGUUAGGAUGGCCGGAUGGGUGGAGAAUUUAUACAAAGUGGGAUCAUGACAUUUUUUAUUAAAGUCUGUGUGUUUUAACUAGAGAGAAGAUAAAGAAAAUGUAAGCUAAAUUGACUUUA
Molecule: messenger RNA, 1707 nt
Organism: Erigeron canadensis
Lineage: Eukaryota; Viridiplantae; Streptophyta; Magnoliopsida; Asterales; Asteraceae
Exons: 6
Coding region: 191-1372 (393 amino acids)
Molecular function (GO): GTPase activity; GTP binding
Source: RefSeq, a predicted model, not a curated record